AUGUGCGAAAAGCCCUUCACAGGGCGUUUAGGCAACCAAACCGCGCUCCUAACCGUCUUUGCUGUGACGCCUGGCGACGUUGUCGAUACCGCAUCAUUGCGGGCAAGAAUUGCCCAAUAUACCGAGACCGACGACGUGUUCCAUCCAAGAUUUCUCGCGGGCAUCAUCUUCCAAGGCGCCGAGAAGUCCCAGCUUCACGUCAAGCUGGAACCGACCGACGCUUUUCGAGAAUGGGGCCUCGAGUGGAUGCACUUUCAGUCGUCCGCGAAGGACUCGGCUCCGCUGCCGCCGGGUCCAUACAUGGUGCGAGAUGGCGAGUUGUUCCAGGUGUGGAGGCUCUACAGCGAUAACAACUUGGCUUUCAUUCAGUCGGUUUGGCCUACAAUCGGCUCAUCAGGCGAAUAUACACAAGUUUCUUUCGCCGGGAAUGGAUACCGUACCUUAGCUAUCGCAACACCCUCUCGGUUAUAUACAUCGUGGCCAGAACGACUGCCUUUGGACGGCGUGCGAAUUGGAAUCAAGGAUCUUUAUCAUCUGAAGGGGCUCCGAACUUCACUUUGCAACCGUGCCUUCAAUGAACUGUACCCACCACAAUCCACCACUGCCAAGACCAUCGUACAUCUCAUAUCGAAGGGUGUUCAAGUUGUUGGCAAAAAUCACCUUAGCUCUUUCGCGUUAGAAGAACACCCUACACAGAGCAUUGACUAUGAGUCGCCCUUCAACCCCCGUGCGGACGGUUAUCAGAUUACAGGUGGAAGCAGUAGCGGAAGCGCGUCAGCUGUCGCAUCCUAUGAUUGGUUAGAUUUUGCGAUCGCUACUGAUGGUAAGCACCUUCCUCGGCCUCUUUGGAAUGGAUGUUUUGGGCUGCGACCGUCAACAAAUGCCAUAUCUACGGAGGGCGUUGUUUCUGUAUAUCCCGGAUUCGAUACACCAGGACUCCUCGGACGAGAUCUGGAGAAAUUUCACCAUUUUGUAUCCGUAUGGUAUGGACAAGAGACGGGAAACACGCCCAUUUCAGCUCCCAAGCUAUUGAUUCCCACAGACUUCUUCACGGGAAUAAAUUCAGACCAAUCCAGACUCAUCAAUAACUUCGUCAAAGAUCUCGAGAGGAGUUCAGGCACGGUCGCAGAACGUCGCUCUAUCGCUGAAACUUGGUCACAUUCGGCACCGGUAGACGAGCCUGAUCUCAGCGUGUAUCUUCAAAAUGCAACACUUUGCAGCUUCUAUUAUACUGCCUUCCAUGUCUUUGAUGAUUUUCGAACGUCUUACGAAAAGGAAUUCGGUCGAAAGCCUUUCGUAACGGAGACGAAUCGAUGGCUCUGGAAGCUCGGCGAACAAGUUUCCCGAGAGCAGUAUGAAGAUAUGAAUCGUAGACUAUCGAUUUUCAAACAGUGGUUCCUGAAACACUACAUGAAGGCUGGUGAACAGAAUUCGAUCUUGGUACUCCCUCUCUCCGAUGUGAAGCCCAACUACCGUGACGUCUAUCCUGGAGCCAAUAGUACACCACGUACUGGGCUGCGACCGACGUACCUCAGUGCUUAUCUUGGAGCGCCAGAGCUCGCCCUACCGAUUGGGCACAUCGAGUACAUGUCGAGAAUUUCAGGAAAUGCCGAGUCUCUGCCAGUUGCUGUUUCUUUGAUGGGCCCGCCUGGUACUGACCUAGCUCUCAUUCAGCUGACGGUCGAUUCACUGAAACAAGCGAAUCGCCCUACGACAGUUCGUGCUGGGACUGCGAGAAUGUGGGAUCAUACCGAUUCGAAUAAUUCCAUUCAAGCAUAAGGAGACUGAAAACACGCCCUACGAACAGAUUCAUAUAGUACUGGGCAAUACCCACUCAAGUUAGACAGUACGUUGUAUGCCGGUCUGCCGUCAGUUUUGAAACCGUGUCCCGGGCCUCCGUCUGCGUAGAAAUCAGCAUCUGCGGCGGCAAAAGCAUGUAGACAACACCAACCUAAUUCACCCAUGGAUAGAAAUAACAUCCUACUCUCGAGAAACGUGAUAGGCCGGAG
Molecule: messenger RNA, 2009 nt
Organism: Mytilinidion resinicola
Lineage: Eukaryota; Fungi; Ascomycota; Dothideomycetes; Mytilinidiales; Mytilinidiaceae
Product: amidase signature enzyme
Exons: 6
Coding region: 1-1779 (592 amino acids)
Source: RefSeq, a predicted model, not a curated record